CUUGUCUCAAUACUCUAGUGACAGGUUGCAUUGACCCCUCGGUGAGAUCGGGAUAGCCCCGUUGUAACCAAUGAGGAAACGGAGGUCAGAGAGGCAGAGUGAGUUUCUUAGGACCACACAGCCCGCAGGAGAGCAGCAAGGACUCACACCAGAUACGCCUCCUCCCCAUUUCAUGCUUGUUCUAGAAAACCGCGCUGCCUGGACCCAGCGUUGUAUCCUUCACAGUAGUGGCACUUCUUUUUCUGGGAUUUUCAAUGUCUCUUAGGGCUCCUAGGCCAGACUUUGAGGGGUUAGGGCCUGGUCUGAACUGCCCUGCUUGUGUGUUCUCAGUGGUCCUGAUCUGCGUUAUUUGAAGGACCAAUCCAACAUUCCGGGGGUACAGUGAGUUCCAACAUUUGGGGCCAAUAUGUAGGUUCCAACUCAAAUGAUUUCGUCCCCUAGGUCCAGGUCCUGGUUCCCAGGAACAGAGCAGCUCUUGUGAAGUAAAGAGAGAACCUCGGGAGCAGGAAUUCCACCUGGAAGACGGGAUUGAGACCUCUCACCAAAGCAGAGGAGGAAAAGGCUGAGAAAGAGCGGACCCUAAAUUUGCAGGGUAGAAGCAAUUUGUGAUCCUUGUAAUCAGACCCAGAAGCCACCCCAAACUGUAAGACAAUGGGAGGUUGGAGCCAAGUUGCAGAAGAGAGAGGUGAGCUGGGGUUAAGGCAAGGGACAGGUCUUGUCCAAGGUUUGAAGGUUUGAGAGAGCUUGUCUGGUGUAAAGAAAUAGCACCUGUCACUAAGGAAAUUCUAUUUCAAACCUCUCUAACAGCCCUUGACUCCUUUCAAGCUCUCCGCUCUUUCCACAUCCUGAGGGUCCAUCAUACUGUGCCCCUCACCACAUGUGACAUUGAGAGAUGUGGGUGGUGCUUGCUGCAUCCUGGCUUACAGACUCAGAAGGUAGUGCAGGAAAGAGCUUCCUGGAAUAAUUUCUAAGAUGAAAGGUGAAAAACACUGAGCCCCAGAGGGUGAAUGUCCAGAUCGCAGAUCAUCAGAUUGUUGGUGGCCUAGGAGAGAAUCAGAUCUAUUGACAUAGUUGAGUCAAACCAGUUUUUAUCAAAAGAUGGAAAAACUAUUGCCAAGGUAGUCAAAGGCCAAAGGAUAUUCUCCUUCAGGAGGACAUUUUAUCCAGCUGGUGUGGGGAGCCUUUUUCUUCUGUAAAUUAUUGUGUUUUUGGCGAAAGUUUACACAGGAGAUUAGGUUCUUUAACAAUUUCUGUACGUAACGUUCAAGUGACAUUGGUUAUGUAUCAGCAUUCUUGUUAUUUCCGUUUUGGUUGUUCUGUUUCUUUUAAUCUAGCUUGCCUGUCCUCCAUCUUUUGUCUACGGCAAACAUUAACCAUUGGAUUUCAUCUAGAUGACUAUUUUGAGGAGCGCAGUACUCAUGGGUGAUACCUAUUUUAUAGGCCAUUUGUCGUUGUCUUAAAGGUGACCCCCAGGAAUGGCUUGAGUUCUAAGUUUAAAGAGUAUCUCAGGGUAAUAGUCUUGGGAGUUCAUCUAGUCUCUACCAGUUCAGUGGGUGCGGCCUUUUUUUUUUAGGAAUUUGAGUUUUGUUCUAUAUUUUUCUCCCAUCCUAUCUGAGACCAUCUAUUGAGUCCCUGAUUGGAAUGAUCAAUAGUGGUAGCUGGGCACCAUCUAGUUCUUCUGGUCUCAAGGUAGGUGAUGUCAUUGUUCAUGUAGACUGUUGGUUCUGUAGACUCAUUUCUUCUUUGAGUCUUCGGUUUCCUUGUUUCUUUUUAGCUCCAGACCGGUAGAGACCAAUGAUUGUAUCUUACAUGGCCAUUUGCAAGCUUUUAAGACGCCAGAGUCUACUUAAAUUAGGAUCUAGAACGUUGUCUUUAUGGACUGUAUUACAUCAAUUGAGUGAGUUGCCCCAUGAAACUAUGGUGCUAAGCCCUCAAACCCAGUAGACCUAUCCUGUGAGGUGUUUGGCUGUAUCCAGGAAGCAUCGGUAUGGGAGCUUCUGAAGCAGGAGAAUCCAGGAGGUGCAAGGCAGGUCAGAGUUCUCAUGUGAUCUCAGUCUUCUUUUCUUCUCCCCUAGCUCCACUUUCAUAGUUCUCUACAUGUUUCCUAGAGCAGCAGAAAAUGAACAGAUCUCAGGGGCCAGUGUCAUUCAAAGAUGUGACUGUGGGCUUCACCCAGGAGGAAUGGCAGCACCUGGACCCUGCUCAGAGAACCCUGUACAGGGAUGUGAUGCUGGAGAACUACAGCCACCUUGUCUCAGUGGGGUGUUGUGUCACCAAACCAGAGGUGAUCUUCAGGCUGGAGCAAGGAGAUGAGCCGUGGAUACUGGAGGAAAAGUCGCCACACCAGAGCCACUCAGACUUCUGCAUGCUUGAUGACCAGAUGGAGAAGAGCCAGGAAAACCAAGACCAGCAUUUGUGGAAAAUUGAUUUCAUCAACAGCAAAACCCUGACUAAAGAGAACAGUAGUACAUUAGGAAUAACAUUUUAUCCGGACACAAACCCUGUUCCAUCAAGAAAAAUACUCAGUAAAUAUGAUACAUAUAGAAUGAGUUCAGAAUUAAUUAUUAAUAAUAGAAAGACUUUCAUAAAGGAAUCUGAAGAGUUUAAUACAUGUGGGAAAUUGCUUCUCUGUACAAAGCACAGAAAUCCUCAGUCCAGAGAGAAACCUUUUGAAUAUGAUAGGAAUGGGAAAGCCAUUAGGCAAAAUGAGGACCUGUUUCAACCUCAGGACAUUCAAUCUUCCAAGCAAUUUUUUGGUUAUAAUAAAUGUGGGAAAACCUUCCAUGAGGAGGCAGUCUUCAUUAGCCAUAAGAGAGCAUGCUUAUGGGAGAAGCACUGUCAAUACAAUGAACGUCUGAAGAACUUUUCUGGUAGACCAACAGUCAUUGUUCAUCAGAGAACUCACACAAGGGAGAAUCACUAUGAAUUUAAUGACUGUGGGAAGAGGUCUGUUGGUGAGAAAGCAAAUCUAAUUAAGCACCAUAAAGUUCUCAUGGGGGAGAAACACUGUGAGUGUAAUCAGAGUGAGAAUAGUUUCUGCAAAAAGUCACUCCGCACUCACAUUCAGAGAACUUAUAUAGGAGAGAGAAUGUUUGACUGUAAUGAAAAUUGGGAAGUACUCUGCAAGAAGCCAAACUUUACUCAGCAUCAACAAACACAUAAAGGAAAAAAAUCCUGUCAAAUUAAUCAGUGUGCUCACCCUUUUUGCAAGAAGCCAAACCUGCCUACAUAUCAGAAAACAGAUACAGGAGAAAAACUUUAUCAAUGUAGUGAAUGUGGGAAAACCCUCGGCCAUAAAUCCUCUUUCAUCCUACAUCAGAGAAUACACAGAGGCGAGAAGCCCUAUGAAUGCACUGAGUGUGGGAAAAGUUUUGGUUAUAGGUCAGGCCUCGCAGUACAUCAGAGAAUACACACAGGAGAGAAACCCUAUGAAUGUAAUGAAUGUGGAAAAAAUUUCUGUGAGAAGUCAAAUCUCCGUGUACAUCAGAGAACUCACACGGGGGAGAAGCCCUAUGAAUGUAAUGAAUGUCAGAAAGCUUUCAGUGAUAGGUCAGCUCUCACAGUACAUCAGAGAGUACAUACUGGGGAGAAACCUUAUGAAUGUAAAGAAUGUGGGAAACACUUCUCCCAGAAGCCCAACUUCAUUAAUCAUCAGAGAACUCACACAGGACAGAAGCCCUAUGAAUGUAAGGAAUGUGGGAAAUCUUUCUCUGUGAAGUCAAAACUUAGAGAACAUCAGAGGACACACACAGGAGAGAAACCUCAUAAAUGUAAUGAAUGUGGGAAAACUUUCUACCACAAAUCAUCCCUCACAGUACAUCAGAGAACUCACACAGGGGAGAAACCCUAUGAAUGUGACCAAUGUGGGAAAACCUUUUACCAGAGGUCAUCCCUCACAGCACAUCAGAGAAUACACAGUAGGGAGAAACACUAUUAGUGUAAUGAAACCUUUCACUAGAACCCUGACUUAAUCAGGAAGCAACACUGAGAACAUCCUGAAGGCUCAGAAACCUUCAUGCUCUUGUCAGACUCAUUGCAGAGCAGAAACAACCCAGCAGGAGGAGGGAGGGGAGGAAUCUAAUAAAUGAGAACACUCCUUUGCCCAGAAGUGACAUUUCAUUGAACAACAAAUAAUUGAUAUUUAUGAAACCUUGUUAAUAUUUUGAACAUGUUACAGUGUCAGCAAAAAGUUUACAUCCUGUAUCAGCCAGUUUGAACUGGAUGGAAAUGUGUCAUUUUGGGAUUUGUGAAUGAAAAGUUUUUCCUUAAAAUAUUAUACUAGAAUUCCUGUUUCAGAUAUGAUAUCAUUUUCAUUGAAAGUGUUCAGUUAAUGGACAUAAUAUGGAAUAGGAAUCUUUAAAAAAAAUAAUGAGUUGAAUAAUCACUGAUAUGACACAAAAAUAUGAAGAGUCCCUUUUGCAGGAUAUACAUAAGUAUGCUAUAUAGGAGAAAUUUUGCCUGUUAGGUUUGCCUGUUAGAAGUCUACAUUAGAAUAUAUACAUGUUUGCUUGUAAGUAUAACAUGUAUACAGUUUCUCACACUUAAUAUCGGUAUAUUUUGCUUUAACUGAAAUUGAGAUAAUUGAGAUCAUAAGAUGUAAGAAAUAAUUCAGAGUGAACCUGCGUACCUUUUACCCAGUCUUCCCCAAGAGUAACAUCAUCCAAAACUAGAACGCAGUAUCACAAACUAAGAUACUAACACUGAUAGAAUGCGUUGCAUGUUCACAUUUUCCCAGUUUUACUUGUACUCAUUUGUGUGUAUUUAGUUCUGUACAGUUCUUACCACAUGUGUAGGUCUGUGUAUCUACCACCACAGUCCGGAUGUAGAACAGUUCUAUACCAAAGGAUUCUGUGUGUUUUCCUUUUGUAACCAAACCCACCUCCCUCUCGUAUUUCCCCUCAUCUGCUCUAACUCCUGGCAACUAGUAAUGUGUUUUAUGUUUCUAAAAUUUUAUUGUUUAAUAAAUGUUAUAUGAAUGGAAUCAUACAGUGUGUAAUCUUUUUUUAAUUGUUUUUAUUGCAGUGAAAAUAUACACAACAUAGCAUACACCAUCACAAUUUCUACACGUACAGUUCAGUGACACUGAUUACACUCUUCAAGUUGUGCAUCAUUCUUGUUAUUCUUCUCCAGCAUUUCACCACCAUUACCAUAAACGCACUGCCCCCUUAGCAAAAACUCUCCCUUU
Messenger RNA from Loxodonta africana (African savanna elephant), 5185 nucleotides. RefSeq names its product zinc finger protein 33B-like. The coding region runs from base 2120 to 3937 and encodes 605 amino acids. Gene Ontology annotation, molecular function: DNA-binding transcription repressor activity, RNA polymerase II-specific. The record is from RefSeq and is a predicted model, not a curated record. The transcript is spliced from 4 exons. Gene Ontology annotation, biological process: negative regulation of transcription by RNA polymerase II. Lineage: Eukaryota; Metazoa; Chordata; Mammalia; Proboscidea; Elephantidae.